This is a messenger RNA of Myotis brandtii (Brandt's bat), 1153 nucleotides long. It is a transcript of the gene LAPTM4A, whose product is annotated as lysosomal protein transmembrane 4 alpha. Bases 42 to 617 code for a protein of 191 amino acids. The record is from RefSeq and is a predicted model, not a curated record. Gene Ontology annotation, cellular component: lysosomal membrane. NCBI's taxonomy places the organism in Eukaryota, Metazoa, Chordata, Mammalia, Chiroptera, Vespertilionidae. The transcript is spliced from 6 exons.
AAUUGAUAAAAUAUUAUCUUCCAUAGGUGGUAAACCUGUUGAUGGCAAUUUUGCUGACUGUGGAGGUAACUCAUCCAAACUCAAUGCCAUCUGUCAACAUUCAGUAUGAAGUCAUUGGCAAUUACUAUUCAUCUGAGAGAAUGACAGAUAAUGCCUGUGUUCUUUUUGCCGUCUCUGUUCUUAUGUUUAUAAUCAGUUCAAUGCUGGUAUAUGGAGCAAUUUCUUAUCAAGUGGGUUGGCUUAUUCCAUUCUUCUGUUACCGGCUUUUUGACUUCGUCCUCAGUUGCCUGGUUGCUAUCAGUUCUCUCACUUACUUGCCAAGAAUCAAAGAAUAUCUGGAUCAAUUACCUGAUUUUCCCUAUAAAGAUGACCUCCUGGCAUUGGACUCCAGCUGCCUCCUGUUCAUUGUUCUUGCGUUCUUCGUCUUAUUCAUCAUUUUUAAGGCUUAUCUAAUCAACUGUGUUUGGAACUGCUAUAAAUACAUCAACAACCGAAACACACCAGAGAUUGCUGUGUACCCUGCCUUUGAAGCACCUCCACAGUACGUUUUGCCAACCUAUGAAAUGGCAGUGAAGAUGCCUGAAAAAGAACCACCGCCUCCUUACAUACCCGCCUGAAGACAUCCUGCCUUUGUCAAUAAACCCUAUACCAGCUUUUUGUCGUGUUUAUUUUACAGAAUGCUGCAAUACAGGGCUCUUCAAACUUGUUUGAUAUAAACUACAUUUUCCUUUGUGUAAGCAUUUAUUUUCAAACACUAACAAGCUUUUGGGACAUCUAUUAGAAGUCAGUUGUUUUUCUGUUUUACAUUUUAGUAGUUUUUGAAGACAAUCUAGUUAAGCAAGAGCAAAGUGCCAUUGUUUGCCUUUAAUUGGGGGGUGGGGCGGGGUGCUCUCUACACAUUUACUUUUUUAACUUUGCACUUCCUUUAUAUAAUAGUUUGCAUUUUGGUUAUUUUGCUGCCCUGGAUACUUUCAGGAGGAAUGAAUAGAAUAUUCAGGGUGAAUGCGUUAGGUAUAAGAUCUGAAGUUUUCAGCUAUGAAAACAGGAAAAAUGUAUGACGUUUUAACUUGACUAUGGAAAUGACGGUUGCAUGUUUCUAAUUUGUAUGUUUCCAUUUUGUGAUAAGAUGCUUUAAUAAAUUUCUUAAAAUUUA